GGCGUCAUCCACUUUUGGUGAACUCUAUGCUAUUGACGAGGCAAUUACUAUUGCCAUAAAUGACAAUCAAGAAAAAGUUGUUAUUUUUACUGACAGCCUAACCUCCUGCCAAAUCCUUAAAGACCCAAAUACAAAUAACAGCAUUGCACAUCAAAUCCACAAGAAAAUUUGUGAGGCCGACCUAGCUGAAGUAGCUCUGGUUUGGACCCCAAGCCAUGUAGGCAUCUCAGGCAACGAAAGGGCUGAUGCCUUAGCCAAACGAGCAACCACUGAGGGAAUGCUUAAGAGUGCUAGACUCACGAUAGAGGAAACCACUAAUCAAAUCAAGAACAUUAUUUUUAAUGAAUG
Messenger RNA from Rhagoletis zephyria (snowberry fruit fly), 348 nucleotides. RefSeq lists its product as uncharacterized. Lineage: Eukaryota; Metazoa; Arthropoda; Insecta; Diptera; Tephritidae. The record is from RefSeq and is a predicted model, not a curated record. Gene Ontology annotation, molecular function: nucleic acid binding; RNA-DNA hybrid ribonuclease activity.